Molecule: messenger RNA, 3985 nt
Organism: Pseudophryne corroboree (corroboree frog)
Lineage: Eukaryota; Metazoa; Chordata; Amphibia; Anura; Myobatrachidae
Product: chromatin remodeling regulator CECR2
Exons: 19
Coding region: 13-3903 (1296 amino acids)
Biological process (GO): single fertilization; chromatin remodeling
Cellular component (GO): CERF complex
Molecular function (GO): protein binding
Source: RefSeq, a predicted model, not a curated record
AGUGGCGGGCGGAUGGGCGUGGUCUGGGCGUGUCCCGCUGUCCCGGCGACGCCCCCUCCAUCUGCCCCUCCCCGGCCGGUGCUCACAUUGUACCCGGAGCUGCCCGCACGCUGUAACCGGGCUCGGGGAGCUGCCCUCGGAAUGCCCCCAGACGAUGCCCUGGGGCAGCUCCGCUCCUGCUGGCAGGUACCGGCUGUCGCUCACUUCUGCUCCCUGUUCCGCGCAGCCUUCCAGCUGCCCGACUUCGAGAUAGAGGAAUUGGAAGACGCCUUGCACCGUGAUGACGUGGGAUUCCUCAGUGAGCUUGUGUCCUGUCUCCUGCGAGGCUGCUACCAGCGAAGUGACAUCACCGCGCAGACCUUCCACGUCUACCUGGAGGAUAUCAUCAGCUACCGCUGGGAGCUCGAGGAGGGGAAACCCAACCCGCUAAAUGGAGCCAACUUCCACCAACUGCCCCUGCGCACCCGGCUGGAGAUCCUCCACCGACUGUGUGACUACCGGCUGGACGCAGACGACGUGUUCGACCUUCUUAAGGGCCUGGACGCGGACAGUCUGCGCGUGGAACCGCUCGGGGAGGACUCGCUGGGGAACCUGUACUGGUACUUCUAUGGCACCAGGCUCUACAAAGAGGAGCCUUCCUGGGAGAAGAGGCAGCGAGCACUGGAAGAGGCGAUGGCGGCGCCUGAGAAGCCUGUACGGAAAAGGGGGCGACCCCCCAAGAAGAAGUUGCUGCUGGAAGAGGCUGUGAUAAGCGAGCAAGUAGAAGUAAAGCCGCAGCCGCCACCGGCGAUGGAAGACGUUUUGAGCAAGAGUGACCGUACCCCCGGCGAGGGGCUCUGGUGCCUACUCUGCCAGACGGAGCAGGAAUGGAGAGAGAUUACGGAGAGUUUCCGGGACAAGGGCAACCAGAAAGAGCGCCACCUCUAUAAGAUUCUGAGUGAAGAGUUCCUGCCGGAGAUCUGCAGCAUGAUCUCUCAGAAGACUCAGAAGAUGAAGCUGCAGACUGACAAGACUCCCUUCUUCUCCAAGAGGUCGUCCAGCCAUUCUGUGUUCUCCGCUUUCCAGCAAAAGGAGGCGGAUCCUUUCAGAGCGCAGGAGGAGGAGGAUGAGAGGCAGCUACUGAUGGUCAUGCAGAGGAAGGAGCAGGAGCUGCUACAGAAAGAGGAGAGGAAGAGGCUCAUGGCUGAGAAGGUGAAGUCGGUGGAAGAGCGAGCGCGGAGGCGGAAGCUGCGGGAGGAACGCGCCUGGCUCUUGUCGCAGGGAAAAGAGUUGCCCCCCGAGUUGUUCAACCUGGGGCCCAACUCGCCCGUCAGAGAGGAUUAUAGAGUCCCUGACCUGCUGAGCUUCGACUUGGACGAUCACUACACAGCGAUGUACAAAGUUCUAGAUGCGGUGAAGGCCCACAAGGAUUCCUGGCCUUUCCUGGAGCCGGUGGACGAGUCCUAUGCCCCGAAUUAUUAUGAUAUCAUCACGUGUCCGAUGGACAUUUCCAAGGUGGAGCAGAGGCUGUGUUCCGGGUACUAUCUCACCAAGGUCCAGUUUGUCAAAGACAUGAAAACCAUUUUUAAGAACUGCGUGAAGUACAACGGGCCAAGCAGUGAGUACACACAGAUGGCAGAGAAUUUGGAGCGCUGUUUUAAAAAGGCGUUACUCAAGCACCUUCCUGAUGACGAGGGGGACUCGGGUGGGGAGAGCUGGAUCCGGUUGGAUGAGGAGAAGCCCCAGAAGAGGCGGAGCCAGGCCAAACGCUCCAAAGCCGGGGGCUGGAGGAAGAGCAGAGAGGAUGGUGGCAGGAAGCGGCAGAGCUCGGAGAGCAGCGCCAUGCAGCAGUCUUCGCCAAGCGAGGAUGGAGAAGAGCGACUCUGCACAUCCAUGAAUAAAACCAGCAAGACGCCAUACCCUCACCCGCUGCAGUAUGGCGGGAUGCCCAGGCACUCUUUCCACCCAGAAAACAUGCCUCCUGUGCCGGGAAUGCAUGCGCCUCUGAGAGGCUCGGACACCGGCCUCAGCUAUGGACCAAUGAGGUUUCCAGAACCGCACCCAGGCGAUCCCAUUCAGCGCGUCCAGAGUUACACCGCGCAGUCUGUCACGGGAGCUCCUGGAAUGUCUAACAAUAAGAAUAUGGAUUUCCGACCGUCUCAGGGACCCCACAAUGCUUCGGAGCCUCCUUACCCCAUUACCAUGACUGUCCAGGAAGGUGGCAAGCAUCCCCAAACACCGUGUCCCACAGGCUAUAUGCCACUCAUCAGACCGCCUGUCCCAGGUGAAAGAGCGCCCCCCUCUGGCGUCACAUACCCACCUUACAGAUACGGACCUCCACCACCUAUGUGGAGAGGAAACGGGACACAGAACGAUUCUGCUAGGGCAGGUUCUCCCCACUACAUGCAGCCUGUGGACCCUCGUCUGAAGCCUCCAGGACCCAACCUCAAUAGCAGAUCCUUGUUUGUCCCUUCUGGCAACUCCAUGAUGGACAGUCCUGAGAUGGUGGCAAUGCAGAGACUCUCCUCCUUCGUCUGUCCCCCAGCCUCUGGGUACCGGGCCCAGCCAUUGCCCGCUCCCUUCCCACCUGAAAUAUAUAACGGAGCAGACGCAAGCCUUCCGCCUGCCAGGCAGAUGGACCAAGCGUCGGACGAGAAGGAUUUGUCUCCAUCUUUACGGACGCCUGUGACAUCCAGGGCUCAGACUCCACCCGUCUCUGCUCUAUCAGUGACCCUGCCCACCAAUGGGGAGCACGGUACAGCGCUUCCCACUGAGGGAAACCUUCAGCCCCUGGGUAAUUUGCCAACCGAUACCCUUGGGGAUGGGAAGAAGUCAUGGGAUUCUGGAUCUGUCGGUCAUGCUGGAGAUGACCAGGACAUCCCAGUUGGCCCUCAAAAUGGUUUCAUUGGUAGAAAUGCACCAGACAAGGCAAUGGAAUUACCCACGUCACAGGAGUCGGCGGUAGGCACCUCUGUAACGGAACCUAAGGAGGUCACUUUGCCUCGACCCCAAGCAGAUGUGGUGGGACCAGUGGACAGAGGUGUCUUUGCCCCCAUGAUUCCAUCUGGUGGCAGCAGACUCAAACCCAUCAUGGGCCAUCAUGCCGGUAUUGAAAGGUUUCCAGGACCCCAUCCUUCUCAUUUCCCUCCUCAAAGAUUUGGAAAUGAGCAUGUUCAGCCUUAUCCCAGGUUCCACCACCAGACGGAGGCAUAUCCUUACCAGCAACCACCACACACACAGCCUCCAUAUCUUACUUACCAGCAGCCUCCAUUUUAUCCUCAGGAGUACCCACGCUGGCAGCAAGCACAGCAGCACGCGGGUGGCUACCCCCACCCAGAUGGGGCACUCGGCAUGCAGGGUGUGGGGGAACUGAGGAGUCUACUCAUGUCUCCUUUGCUGGAGGGGGAGCCACGGGCCGUGCCGGGUGAAACCACCGAGCAGACGGAAGAGACGGACAAAAGGAGUGAAGAUUCCUCAGACCGGCCCGAGAGCCCCAAACAGUUUUUGGAUUUAGACAGUCACAAAAGGCAGAGCGGUGGUUUCGUCUAUGGGGGACCACCCAGCUGGAGUAAUGCCAACUUCCGACCCCAGCACAGUAUGAUGUCUCAACCACACUAUCCACCGCAACACUACCAGCCUCGUGGGUUCCCGCACCAGCCUCUACAUCCACCACGCCACCCUGUACAUGGCCAAACCAAUGGUCAACAACCACCAGGCCCCAGCUACCCACUUAUGGAGAACAAUAGGGGUCACUUCCAUGCUGUCAUGAUGGAACAAGCCGGCGGCAUGCCCUCGUUCACCGAUAUGUACCGGCCACAAGGGAUGCGCCUCCCAAUCCAAACACAGACUUUCCCCAAGGGCAGGCCCCUCGUUCAGGGGGAGAUGGUGCACAGAGCCCCCGCAGUACCGCUGGAUGAGACAUAAUGUGAGUUGCACUCGGGAGUCCGCACUCAUCCAGCAUGCAGGGAACACGGGCCUUCAUCUCACAGGAGCAAGCUCCCACCGC